This is a messenger RNA of Pomacea canaliculata, 4757 nucleotides long. RefSeq names its product alpha-glucosidase-like. Lineage: Eukaryota; Metazoa; Mollusca; Gastropoda; Architaenioglossa; Ampullariidae. Gene Ontology annotation, biological process: carbohydrate metabolic process. The record is from RefSeq and is a predicted model, not a curated record.
GUAAAACCCUCGUCAUACAACAACAAUCAUAGAAUCACAAAUCUAUAUAUAGCCACGGCCUUACAGCCAGCGCCUAAAUUAGAUUGCAUUACGUCACUUCCGCGCUCAGUUGACCCCGCCGGGUCAUGGACAGACACGGAAUGUGUUGCGUCGUAUGGCUAACCCCAUGGGUUUGCAAUCGUUGUUUUUGACUGCGUUGUAACUACGUGUCGAGCAUCGUUUGGUGGUGUCAUCACACGGUGAAUAGUGGUUUAUUAUGCAGCAUUUCAAAAAGUUCACGCGCUGUCAUCAUUAUUUCGCCCGUGAAGUAUGGCGAAAGUGAAGAGAGACGGCCUUGACACGUGAUCUGCCGUCAGAGUGUUGUCGUCUGCUUCAGCCUGCGCAGAAAGUGAUGAGUGACAUUAUAGACCGCAAUUUUUUUUCUCCUUGGGUUUUUCCUUUUUCUCUCUCUUUUAAAAGAGUAAGAUAGCCAGGGAUUGUGUUUGUCACCCUAAUUAUUAAACAUGACGUUUGAUCAACUGGAACUUUGCCUUCUUUCAAAGUACCUGAUUGGUAGACGUCUUCAGCGGUUAAAGGGAAGUAAUCCAUACUAGAUCAAAUCCUGAGUGUACCAGUAGUUAUCUUUCUUGUGUAUACAUUUAUGCACCGUGCCAUGUGUUGUACUACGAUACCCUAGUCGAGAAAGUUUCUACCCCGGUUGGGCGCAGCGAUGGCGCGCCGUAACUCGUCAAAAGUAAAGUACAAGAGGGUUCAGACAGAUGCUUGCAGAGUUAGUGACCCUGACGACAAUGAUGGCGAAGACAGCGAUGUAAAAGAGAAGCCAGUCAUCAACACCAAAAGAGGAUAAAACAAGAUCGUGGAAAGUCUCGAAGGUUUUACUUUCAUGCAGUGGCUGGUGUACUUGUUAUGCUUGGUUGUAGUAGCCAUGACUGGUGUGCUGUGGUUGUAUAUCAAGAUGUCCGGCGUUCAUUCAGUGUUACAGGAGACUUCAGAAUGGUGGAAGAAAGCGAUUGUGUAUCAGAUAUACCCAAGAUCCUUUAAAGAUUCAGACGGCGAUGGUAUUGGUGACAUCAAGGGUAUCAUUUCCAAGUUGGAUCACUUCACUUACCUCAACAUCGACGCCAUCUGGAUCAACCCCUUCUACCCGUCACCGAUGCUUGACGGCGGAUACGACGUCAGCAGCUUUACUGAUGGACCUGUCUUCGGCACUUUGGGUGACUUCGACAUGUUGCUUCGUAAAGCUCAUGAAAGAGGUAUCCGCGUCAUUAUCGACUUCGUGGCCGGCCAUACCAGUUCGGACCAUCCGUGGUUCCGAGACAGCGUGAACAGAAUCUCACCCUACACAGACUUUUACAUCUGGGCCAACGGCACGGUGCAGGAAGAUGGCACCAUUUCUCCUCCAAAUAACUGGAUGAGCACGUUUGGCCACUCAGCGUGGACGUGGAGAAGGGAACGACAGCAGUUCUACUAUCACGCCUACUUGCCUCAGCAGCCUAACCUUAACUAUGGAAACGGCACUGUCCAAAGCUUCAUGAAGGAGGUCAUUCGGUUUUGGAUGGACCGUGGAGUGGACGGACUGAGGGUGGACGCUGUUUAUCACCUGAUGGUGUCACGUGACAAAUACCCCGACAAACCUCGCAGCUUCGCGCCAGGAUUUGAAUCGUGGCAAGCCAAAUAUUACAACAACAGCAUGACACAAAAUAUUCCGGAGAUCGGACCCAUUGUCAGAGACUGGAGAAAAGUCUUGGACUCCUACACAAGGGAGAGUGACAAGUACAACUCAAAGUUUAUGGUGGUCGAAGUUAAUGGCCCACGGGAGGUGCGAAACCCUUACUAUGACUACGGUGCGGAUUUUCCCUUCAACUUUGACCUUUUGAAAGCUAUAAGGACCAAGACUUGCGAUGCUUUGUGCUUUUAUGAAAACAUCAAGCAAGAAUAUGAAAGUUUGCCAGAAGGCAAAUGGCCAAAUUUUGUGCUAUCCAAUCACGACGGCGCGAGGGCCAGCAGUCGCCUGGGUGCACGCUUUGUGGAUGCGCUGCACGUGUUGUUGCUAACAAUUCGUGGAACUCCCACCACCUACUAUGGAGAAGAGAUCGGCAUGCAGAAUGUCAACGUGUCUUAUGAAGACACUCAGGACACCUUUGGGAAAAACUAUGGUCCAGACCUUUACACCAAGGUGUCCAGAGAUCCGGGUAGAUCCCGAUGCAGUGGGAUGACAGCCCCAACUCUGGCUUCAGCACAGCCUCCAAGACUUGGCUGCCAGUUCACCCGAAUUAUAAGACAGUUAAUGUGGAGGCGCAAAAAAGUUCGAAAGAAAUGACGACUCUCAAGCUGUACCGGGAGUUAUCUCUCUUGCGGAAAGGGCCCUCCUUGUCGUAUGGAUCGUUACAGUUCUGCGUCGUGACCUCCAAUAUUCUGUCUUACGUCCGUUCAGAGCCCCACCACCCAGCAUUCCUUGUUAUUAUCAACUUAGGAAACGAAACUGCAACUCACGAUUUUCAUGUUGCUCCUGUCGAAAGGAAAAACAGCUCGAGCCAAGGUUUCAACUUCCGCGGCCUGCAACAGCGGACGGUUUGUCAAGGACAGAGUUGUUUCUUUGUCAUCUGUGACCCUUGAACCUGGAGAUGGACUCGUGCUGGAGUUGUCGUGAUAGUGAGAGACAGAGGACAAUCGGCAGAAAUGCUUGAGAGCUACAUUUAAGGCAGAUGUGACAGUACUGAGUAGAAAAUCAGUUGUGAUAUGUAGAGAUGCUCGGCUCUAGAUGAUUAUUGUUUUCAGUCUGCUCUAAGAUUUGGUUGUGUCUGUUUUCAUGUGAAUUGUCAGUCGUGACUGUCUCUGUAUCCUGAACUACAAUGAACAGGAAAUGGCGGAGACUGUCAGUUAUUAUGAUCUCUUGUACUUUUCUUCCACCCUCAUGCAAUAAGUAAUAGACUGUCACCAGAGAGUCUUAUUGCAGUGACUAAAUGUUUGCAGAGCUUUUAAAAAUCAUCAUCAGCUAACGGCAUUAUAGCCCUCCUCCUCCUCCUCAUCAUCAUCAUCAUCAUCAUCAUCAUCAUCGUCGUCGUCCUCCUCGUUGUCUUCCUACGUAAACUCGACGAAAGCUCACAAAAGCCUCUCCUGUUAAGGGUUUUAGAAUUGUUCCGUAUAGACGGGCUCACUGGCAUCAAAGUAUUAAGAACAUUCAAGUGUUGUCUCUUUCUAUCUAUAUAUAUAUAUGUGUCGGUGACGCAAAUUACAAAAGAAGAAAGAUCAAGCCGUGCUUUCCUUACAACAUGCCGAUAAAAAUAUUCUUGAAAGACUACAGUUGUACAGAGACAAGUAAGGACUUGCAAAAAAGCAACCUCCUUUCCAUGAAGGUCGUUACAAACACCUCUUGCUGUCCGAUUAUAAUGAUUAUUGUUAUGAUUAUUGCUGAUUAUUGUUAUGAUUUGUAUAUUCUGUUACAUUUGGGUUUAAAUAUUUGUAGUAAUAGUACUCUUUUCAUAAUUACCUACCAUUUUAUGUGAGCCUUUUUCCAUUGUGUUGGUUUUUAUUGAUAGGACGUUACUGUAUCACCGAGGACUGUUGUUUCCUAACCUUCGAAUGUCUCGCUACCCUUUCUGGCCAUGAUAUAGCCUUAGUUGCUGGCACGGUGUGAAACUAAUGAACAAACAAACAUUGUCCCCAGCCAGCACUCACUCUGCCCAUGUUUCAUGACACCAGGGUUAAAGAGUUGUGGCAAAAUGUUCACUGGUCACUGCUCAAUUGUAUUCUGUAUGUUGGUGAAAAGUAAACGGCCUAUGUUCUCCUCUGUCUGUCCGUAAAAUUAGCCAUAGAUUAAAAAAGUCCUACCAAUGAAGGAAUUUUUUUUUUUUUUUUUACUGUUUCCAAUUUGUACUGAUUUUAAAGUCCCUCUAAAUGAGAGAAUAGUAAAUAGUUUACAUAGACAAUAGUCAAUAGUUUCAGAGUAGAAAAACUAUCGAGAACCGUAUUCAGUCCUAGCAGAAAUGGCGACUGAAGAGACAAAUUAAUGCAGUCAUAGAAAAAAACAUUGUUUGUUGAAAAUAUUUACAGCAAACUCAUCUUGUAAGUGCUUGUUACUCUGAAACCCACAGUUUGUCGUUUUCGCCAGGUUUUGUUACCUCCUUCAUGCUGUUGCAGGUACAUCUACUGAUAGACUGAUCAGCAACAAAUAAAAGGUUUAUUAUGUGAAAGAACAGAAAAAAACUUUACUUGUUGUUUUAAUUAGAGGAGCUUUGCUUCAGUUUAAUAACUGAUUAUUUUCCUUUACUAUUUUUAAAAAAAGACAUUUUGAUUAUUAACAACUUUAAAAGUUUUAUGGCGUGCACAAAGAACACUCAUAUACUGCACACGCAUGCGCACAAAAGAUCUCAGAAAAAAACACAUUUGUGGAUGGACUUCCAUCUAAUGAAGCCUUUUAAAAGAUCGUGUUGCUAAACUAAAUACUUGAAGAAUAAUUACAAUGCGCAGGCAGAAGCAAUUCAUUAAGAACCAUGACAUAUACCUCGUGAAAAUAUCAGAAGCUCAUUUUUAAAAUAUUGAAUUUUUGUAUAUUUAUAUAUUUUUAUGAAUAUCCGAAUCAUGUCUUUCGUUUGAAACAAAAAUGCAAUAAAGUUUCUUUAUGCUACUUGUACUCAAGAAGAAUGUUAAUGAUUGUCUUUGAUGACACAAAGUCAAUGCUUACCAAGAACGAAUAUCUUCAGACAUUUUGCAAUCUACUAAUGGUCCAUGAAAAAAAAAUAAACACUUUUCACAAA